Messenger RNA from Paramecium pentaurelia, 424 nucleotides. The record is from the annotation of a GenBank genome assembly. NCBI's taxonomy places the organism in Eukaryota, Ciliophora, Oligohymenophorea, Peniculida, Parameciidae.
AAUGGCUUUAUGGAAAGUAUUUCAGAAAGCAGGAUAACGAUCAACAAUGCCUGCUGCUUUUAAAGAGAAUUUAUUUGAGAAGCCAUCUGAGUUUUAAUAUAAAGUGAAAAAUAUGGCAAUAAGUUAUGAGACAGCAUCAUGGAUGUUAAGAGAAGGUAUAGUAGAAUACAAUCCAAAUAAAUGGGGAUAUGUUUUAAGUAAAUCACAUAGAGAUUUCAAUGAUUAUUGGACUAGAAGUAUAUAGAGAUUAAAAUUAUAGCUAUGUUCACUAGAUGUGGAUUAUUUUUGACUGCUUGUUGGUUAUUUAGUUGUUUAUAUACAAAACCAAGAUUUGAUUGGUAAGAUUAUCAUGAUCCAAAAUUUGAAUAGAAAACAUAUGGUGAUUUAGAAGAAGGUGGUGAUGAAGGUGGAGAUGAUGAUUGAA